Molecule: messenger RNA, 4541 nt
Organism: Mytilus californianus (California mussel)
Lineage: Eukaryota; Metazoa; Mollusca; Bivalvia; Mytilida; Mytilidae
Product: transient receptor potential cation channel subfamily M member-like 2
Exons: 25
Coding region: 272-3586 (1104 amino acids)
Biological process (GO): calcium ion transmembrane transport
Cellular component (GO): membrane
Molecular function (GO): calcium channel activity
Source: RefSeq, a predicted model, not a curated record
GAUAAUUGGUAGACACAUUUCCCUUUUUAAAAUAGAAUACCAGUACAAGCUGUACAGGUUCAACAUUUUAAACAUCGUAUUACUACUCCGAAUGGAGAUUUAUUAUAAAUGCAUUCGUAUAGAAGAGUCUCGUCAAUAGUUUUUCGCCAUAUUAAGGAAUGAGGAACCAACGGGAACUCUAAAAGACAAAGGUACAGACAAUCAAGUAAAAAAAAUAAAGGCCAAAAUAGAAGAUAAUCAAGUUGUUUUGCAUAUCAAACAAUAUCAAAUAAUGGGCAACCAAAGAAAAAAACAUAAGAAUGAUAGGUCCAUGAUAUUGAUGACGAAAUCACCUUUAAGAAAAGUUUUUUUUGCUCAAAUCCCUUACACUGUUGACCAGACAGGUUUUCUGCAACACGAAUUACUGAAACAGUGGAAAAUACCCCAACCUGAGGCAAUAAUAGCAAUCACAGGGGUAGGGCAUCAAUUCAAUAUUAAAGAUAAGCUCCAUUUGAAAAGAGAUUUGAUCGACGCAGUCAUAAAUACCGAAUCUUGGAUUGUAACAUGUGGUAUAGAAGAAGGAGCGGUACGUUUUAUUCAGGACGCUGUUGAUGAGCAUAUAGUUCUAGAAGAGUACCACAUUCCAAUAGUUGGAAUAUUGUCACAGAGAGUAUUAGAUGAAAUGUCAAAAACAAAUAUGUACGUUAAGAAAAUCAAUACAACAAGUGGAAGAUUGGUUAGAAAAACAUUGAUGUCAACAAAGGAGACACUUGAUCCAAAUCAUACACAGUUUGUUUUCAUCGAAGAUGAAGAAGAACCUACCAUAAGCAAGACUUCAACUGAAUGUAGAAACGCUUUCAAAAAUUUCCUAUCGAAAAUCAGCACUAAAAAUUUAGAUCCUCAGACACAAACUGCCGAUAUUUUGCCGGUUGUAGUGGUACUAAUCGAAGGAGGAAUUGAAGCAUUGAAAACAGCAAAGAAGAUGCUUGAACAAAAAAUUCCUAUUGUUGUGAUUGAUGGUUCAGGCGGAGCUGCAAAUUUCCUUGCUGCUUGUUAUCGAUGUUGCCCAAGAGAUGAUGAACCUGAAAACUCAACAGAAUUAUUCAAGAAAUGUUUUGGGGACAGUUUAUUUACGGAUGACGCAUUAAACCUGUCCAAAUCCUGUCUGAAGAAUAAGAAACUGAUUUACAUGUAUUCACUCAAUGAUACUACGGCCAAAGUUGAUAUGUCCAUUCAGAAUGCUUUGUUUGACAUAUAUAAAGGAAUUUUUGAAAAUCAAGAUAAAGAUAAUGGAUCGGUAAAGACAACAAUCAGCGCAAUUCAGACACAAUUGAAACUUGUUGAGAGAUGGAAUAGAUGUGACCUAGCUGAAACACACAUAUUUAUAGAUAAAAAUCGAUCAGAGCUUUCAAAACUACAGGAAAACACUCGAGAUAGCGUUUUGGGACUGUUCCGGUCUUCGCUUUUUAAAAACAGAGCAAACUUUGUCAGUUUGAUAAUGAACAGAAUUAACGACAUGAUAGACUUUGUAGAGUUGUAUCUCCCGGGAAUAUACUUGGAAUGCUGUGAGAAUACCAAAGAAUAUCUAGCCAUUCAACUUUUUAAAGAGCAAUGGGAGAAUGAAGGAAAAACCAACAUAUAUCUAGAUUCCGGCCAAAUAAUGAAAAGUGUUACAGAUUUUAUCAGAAAUUUGUUAGGAGAUACAAAUUUCGAAAUGUACACCUUGAAAAGAGAAAAAGAAACAGGAAAAGAAAAGAUUGAAUUUCAUUACAGAAAGAGGCCAUUCUAUCAUCUUUUUGUUUGGGCAAUUUUUAUGAAUAGGAAAGAUUUAGCAAAUAUCUUCUUGGCAAAAGACACCGACUAUACAGCUUCUGCUUUGUUUGGAAGUGCAAUUUUGAAGGAAUUGGCUGAUCGGGCAUUUUUUCUUAAUCAUUUUGAGCUUUGUGACUUAUUAAAAGAAAAUGCUGGAUACUUUGAAACUCUAGCUUGCAAUUUGAUGAAAGAAUUGUACAGAAAUGAACGAGACAGAGCACUUAAAAUAGUGGUCAACAUAGUGCCUCGUUAUAACUGUACACCUAUAGCGAUUGCUUCUUCACAAAACAUGAUGAACUUCAUGGCAACUUCAGCCUGUCAAGCAAAGCUCAAUCGUAUCUGGAGGGGAGAUAUUGCACUACACACACCAGAAUGGAGGAUUUGGAUGACAGUUUUACUACCUGUGUUGAUUACACCAAAGUUUGGAUUCAUUAGUUUUGAAAAGAAAGGAAAAAACUCCCGCAGUGUAGAGCCUUCUAAGAGCGAUGAUUUAAAAACUGUCGAGCCUACAUUUCUACCAAAAAGUUCUCCAAACGGAAAUAAAGGAAAUGGUGGGAUCUUUUCCUGUUUUUCCUGGUUUUACAGCGCACCAGAAGUCAAGUUUAUCUUGUAUAUGAUUACUUACUUUACAUUUGUGGUGAUCUUUUCGAUUUUUGUGCUGACUGACUUGCACCCUUUGUCAGAAAGUUUACCUUCUGUGUUUGAAUAUAUGACUUGGAUGUGGACUUUGUCACUGGCAAUUGAGGAAAUUAGACAGAUUUUACAGACAAACAAGGGAUCUUUUACAAGAAAUAUUAUGUUUUGGGCUAAAAAUGUGUGGAAUAUAUUCGACGCGCUAAUGUAUCUCCUAUUUUUGGUGUCAGUUAUGCUGAGAUGUGUACUAAAAUCAGAUGACUUUUACUAUGCACGAAUGACUUAUGCUAUCACAUUGGCAAUGUUUAUCUUUCGAACCAUGCAGUUUUUCUUUGUUACAAGGUAUCUUGGGCCUAAAGUUGUUAUGAUAGGCAAAAUGAUUGGAGAUCUUGCAUUUUUCUUUGCAUUGUUUGCAUUGUUCGUAUUUAGUUUUGGAAUAAUGUAUCAAGCCAUUUUGUUUCCGAAUUCGAUGUUACCGCCUUGGGAACUUUUUAAAGAACUCAUAUAUUUACCAUACUGGCAGUUGUACGGCGAGCUAAAUUUAGAUCAGAUUGAAGGGAAAGAGCCGUCUGAAUGUACAAAUAACCCUGUAUUGUACUCAAAUGGAACCAUGCUUCGUUGUCCACAAACUAACCAGUUCAAUUCACCUAUUCUAGCUGCAUAUCUGAUUCUGACAAACAUUGUAUUACUAAAUCUUCUUAUUGCUAUGUUUUCGAACACAUUCGAAAGAGUACAGGAAAACUCAGAAAUCAUUUGGAAGUUCCAUCGAUAUGCACUGGUGUAUGAAUACUAUGACAGACCAAUGUUUCCAAUACCUAUCGCAAUACACUUCAAUCGACUCAUUGUUUGGUCUUUUAACACCAUACGAAAAAAAUCGUAUGACAGCCCAUUUGCACCAGCACAAGACGAAGAAAAGCAUAAACUGCACAUUGUUGAAAAUAAAGCGUUAGCACAUGUUGAUAAUAUAAAUGACACAAGUUACAUGAUGGCAGAUAGAAGGGACGAAAACGCAGAAACUGACUUAACCCUUAUCCAUCUUGACAUAGAGGCUUUACAAAAGAAAAUAAAACGAUUGCCAAAAUAUUUGAUCAGGUACAUAAACGCAGAAACCGAUUCAACCCGUAUCAAGCGUGACAUAGAGGCUUUAAAACAGAAAAUAUAGCGAAUACCAAAAUCCUUGAUGAGGGAGAUACAUCAUUAAUUUGGUUGACCAAAACCACAUUUUCCAGAGCAUUUACAUAUAAUUGGAAAUGAUUGAAUACAAUUGGAAUAACAUAAAAUAGUAGCAGCUUGAACUUUGAAUGGUUGUCAACAAUCACUAUUGUGAACCAAUGAGACAUUUCAGGUCAUACAAACCUGUUUGAUAUAUAAUCUGAAAUUCAAACAAAAUUCAAACAAUAGUGUAUAAUGUUUAACAAAUUGUAUUUACAAUGGUGUGUGUGUGUGUUGUUGUUGUUUUUUGUUUUUUGUUUAUUUUGUAUGGUUGAAUUUUAUAAGCUAUCAAAUGUAUUGUAGGACUUAAAUACAAACUUGCGUAUGUCCUUUGUGUAUAUGCCAUUUUCCUUUUCCUUGUUGGCAUAUUUGUUUGCUUGAUGUAUUGAUUAAGAUUAUAACACAAUGUUGACAGCUGUACCCCUAUUUUAACAUUUGUAUCUAUUAUCAUGAUUAUGUUAAUAUAAAACUAAUGAGAUGUGGUAUGAUUGCCAAUUAGACAACUAUCCACCAAAGUCGAAAUGAAGUGGAUGCAUGCAACCGUACGGCCUUCAACAAUGAGAAAAAUCCAUACAGUAUGGUCGGCUAUUUAAGGCCCCGACAUAAAACAAAAUAUGAAACAAUUCAAUUCAGAAAACUAACGGCCUAAUUUAUAACAAACCAGUUUACGAAAAAAAUAUGACAAACAUGAACCAACGACAACCACUGAACAACAGACUCCUGACCUGAAGAAUGUGGUCUUGUUUUACACGUGUUAGUGCUCAACCCGCCGGUAACGUCAUGACACCUUAGAUUGGUAUUUCAUUUUAACCAUAUGUCAUUUUUUGGUACUGUGGAUUUGUAAUGUUACAAUGUAUUAUAUAAAAAUGUAGCCUUAAUAUAUAGUAUAUAAAAAUAAAGCUAGA